This is a messenger RNA of Branchiostoma belcheri (Belcher's lancelet), 2103 nucleotides long. Its product is annotated as ankyrin-3-like. The coding region runs from base 1 to 2103 and encodes 700 amino acids. NCBI's taxonomy places the organism in Eukaryota, Metazoa, Chordata, Leptocardii, Amphioxiformes, Branchiostomatidae. The record is from RefSeq and is a predicted model, not a curated record. Gene Ontology annotation, cellular component: cytoplasm; CD95 death-inducing signaling complex. Gene Ontology annotation, molecular function: caspase binding; death receptor binding. Gene Ontology annotation, biological process: TRAIL-activated apoptotic signaling pathway; positive regulation of extrinsic apoptotic signaling pathway. The transcript has 11 exons.
AUGUCCGAGCGGGAACUUGAAGAGGCACUCCGCGAUGCAGCUGCUGAAGGAGAUGAAGAGAAGGUGACGGAGCUGCUCCGACAGGGAGUGGAUGUCAACUGUCAGCACUGGUUGUUUGGAGACUCACCGCUUCACAAUGCAACUUUACGAGGACAUGUUGGUAUUGUUGAACUCCUCCUGAAGGCUGGAGCACAGGUGGACAGUAGGGAUCUGCACGGCGAGACUCCUGAGGACAUAGCGGCAAGUACAGAUGUUCCAGACUGGUACGAUGAUAAAGAUCGCGUCCUGGAGGGAAGGAAGAAGGUUCUCGAGCUUUUUGCAGCAGAAAAGGCCGGUCGCCUUUACAGGUGCAAAGUGGGUCCAAAAGGAGGUGCCCUGAAAACACCAUUUUGCACCGUCUCUGUACUGGGUGGGGCCGUUACCAUGGAAACAGAAAUCACGUGUCAGGUCAUCAACCCUAAUGACGUCACCCUUCCCCUGAAGGACGGACAGAUGUUAGUGAGUGACGUCAUAGAGCUGGGCCCGCACGGGACAACCUUCCGCAAACCUGUCACUGUGCAGAUGCAGUACAGCAGCAAGUCGUUAGAUGGCGCUACGGAAGCUGCCGUGUGGGUCACUGAGGACAGGUCACAAUGGACGGAACUUAAGACCACUAAAGAAACCAGAGACAAGCUUGCCGUAUCAGUGAAGCAUUUCUCCAUCUUUGCCGUCAUCAGUCAACCCAAACAGGACAAGUUUACUGUGCCUACAGAAGGGCACACUCUGACGUCAUCAACGCAGCCUGCGGUACAAAUCAGCUUCCCGGAACAGGCUGUGACCACAGAAACCCAGGUUACAAUUCAGGUACAAGAGGUUCCAACAAGAGCAAUUGAGGACAUCAAGGCAAAGGACGAGUCUUUCGUCAACCUUGUUGGCACCAGCCCGAUAGUCAAUGUCGAGACUGUGUCGACCUCCGAAGUCCAGUUCCACAAACCGGUCACAGUGCGAGUCCCACAUCCUCAACACUACAUGGACAUCCAACAUGAGGGGCCCACCAAACUGAGGGUGAUGUCAUGUGAGGAGGGAACAGAAGACUGGGUAGAUGUGACGGACAACAUCAGUAUGAGCAGGGUUACACAUGAGUUUGUGGAGUUCGAAGUCAGUCAUUUUACCAGAUGGAUUGUAAUCGUUGUCACAGACAUCUUCGGUGACACAGAGGAGCUCGGACCGAUCCGUUUGAAGACUCUUUGCCGAUGGCUUCAACACCGUCCUGUUCAGUUCAUACUGAUGCAACGAGAUGAUAACACAAACGAAUUUGUGGUAGAAUGUACUCCAGCCGAAGAUGCAGAAGGGAAGCACUCAGCACUACUCCAAAAGGGGUACAAGGGUCCGUUGCCUACCAAGUCAGCAAUUGAUCUAUUCGAAGGACAGGUAGUAGAAAUAGCAUUGGUUGGAAACGUGUCAAUCGCAACCUUUGGUUUAGGAAGCAGCACAAAGCAACACAUCACCUUCCACAGCCAAAGAGGCAGCCGCCAUCAGAUGCAGAUCAUGGCUUUGAAGGCGACAGACCAACACGGUCUGGAUGGUAAAGGAAGUGCUGCUUUCUUUGCACUACCACGCGUCGAAGUCGUAAAACAAAAAAGGACAGCUUACCUGCGGAAGAGACAUGAAAAACUCGCGCAUCCACCCGGCAGAAAGCUUCAGGAGCCAACAUUUCUGUGCCAGCUCCCAGUCCAUGUGCCAAUUGGGACUACAGAUCAGGUAUCAGCAGACGCUGAAGAUAGCAAGAGUUUGGAACGCGUUGGGAAGUACUUCUAUUUCAUCAAGGAAGCAGUGAGCACAGACUGGAGGGAUUUGGCCUUCCAUCUUGGGUUCAAAUGGGCCGACAUCGAAAACAUUGCCUCGAAAGACGGAAACCACGACGACAAGUCCCGCUGCAUGGACAUGCUGCAGGAAUGGAAGAAGAAGAAGGGAGACGCCGCUACCAUAGAGGUCCUGAUGGAGGCUCUGUCAAAGGCAGGGCUGCAGAGCGUCGUGGAUGGUUUGAAGAAAUAUUCACUAGAAGUUGGAAACUAUGGGAAGACUCCACCGGCAAGAGGAGAAGACGCAAGCUGCCCUCCGUAA